UUGAAAAAACUGCCCCAACUUGGCUGAGCAGGGCUGUAAUUGCUUAUACAUGCACUGUACUAGAAUUUUUUACCACCCAGCAGUAAAGUGUUUAAAUAUUUAAUAACGACUUAUUAUGACAUGAACGCAUCCCCUAUUCUACGAUAGAGUACAUAAAAUAUAAUUGCUGAAUGUACAAUUGUACUCGUACAAAUGUACAUAGCAGUACUACAUACGCAAGUCGCGCCUACAGCCGUGCGGAUGUUACGUGCGGAUGUUAAAAAGGCAUGCGGUAAAAACUAAGUCCAGACUUCUGGCAUCCGGAUUUCGCAAUUGCACAACCACCAGCUUUGAAAUUUUUCACAAAUUUUCAGAACCAUUAAUUACCUUGUGAUUUAUUUGGAAACAGAAAGGUACGCGUAAUUGUUUUUUGUUUCCCAUUUGUUUCCGUGACCCUUUUUAAUUUUGUGAUAAGAUACGGUAUCUAAGAGCGGGUGUACGAUUUGAGGUCUACCUUUCGGGGGGCGAUUUAAAUUUGAGGUUGAAUUUUGUUGGAUUCUGGCCGAUUGCCCAUAUUACGGUGUAUGGUGCGCGAGCGAGUGUGUACUCACAAAUUACCGAACCAUGGCUAGUAUGAAAAUGAAAAAGCGGUUGCGAGAUCGCAGUGAAUCUCCUAGCGAUGUCAGUGGAGAGGAUUGGGAAGAUGACAGCGACGGAGGGUCUGAUACAGAACUGCAAGAAGCCUUCGCGAGUGGAAAGCUGAAACCUGGUUUGAACUAUAGUGUGGAGCAGAGGAAACCGUGCGCCAACAAUAAGGAAGGCUUAAUCCAGAAGCUGGAAGAGAUCAAGCUGGACUUGCCCUGGAUUGAACGAUUGGACUUAACGAGUCGCCUAGCUCCACUGGCUCCCGAGAUUGCCGCACAAAUUGGCAUUGAUCCUAAUCUGGUGGUAAAAACCAAAUCUGCAGCCAAGAAGACGAAAACGAACGAGGAUGAUGAUGUAGUUGUAGAAGAGGAACUGGAUAAUGUGGACGACGAUUUUAAAAGAGAACUGCGAUUUUAUCGCCAGGCCCAAAGCGCUGUUUUGGAAGCCGUUCCUCGCCUGCAUGCCCUCGGCAUUCCUACAAAACGCCCUACUGAUUAUUUUGCUGAAAUGGCUAAAUCUGAUGAACAGAUGAAGAGGAUUCGCGAGAAACUCAUCAGCAAGCAGCAACAAAUUGAGCUAUCAGAAAAAGCCAAAAAGAUGCGAGAGCAAAGGAAAUACGGCAAACAAGUGCAACUGGAAGUCAUGAAGAAGCGUCAGGAAGAGAAGAAGCGCAUAGCGGAGUCCGUGAAAAAGUUCCGGAAGGGGGCCAAGGGCGAACAGGAUGAGCUGGACUUUCUUACCGAACUCGAAGAUUCACGGAAAAAUACCAGUAAAGGCACUAACCGACAUCAACAGAAUCAAAAGGGACCGAUAAAGAAAACCGGAAAACAGAAAUAUAAAGACACUAAAUAUGGAUUUGGAGGCCAGAAGAAACGAUCAAAAUACAAUACCAAAGACAGUGCGGAUGACGUUCAUGGGAAAUUUGAUCGAAGAAAGCACGGCUCGGCUCCAGGAAACCGCAAAGGAAAGAAGCCUGCACAAAAAAGGCCGGGAAAAGUCACACGGUUGAAGAUGAAAAGUAAUAAGAGUAAACGGUAACUUUCAAAAGUUUUCUGAAGAUUUGUUGUUAUAGUAAUGGUUUGUUUUCUUCCGAAAUAGAGUUUGUUGUUUGAAGUUUUUCGCAGCCUGACAAAGAUAAACGAUGUCAUAUGUGUUAUGUACCUCGGAUCCUACAGUAGUAUGAAACAUAACAUCACUAUUACUGCUAAUAACGCAUGAGAUUGGUACUGUAGAAUAGGUACUUCUAGCGUUAAUAAUGUGACAGCUUAUACGAAACGUGAGUAGACGGAUGAGGUGCAUCUGAAAUCUUAUGGGCAAAGGAAGGAAAAUAAA
Paramacrobiotus metropolitanus is the source of this 1956-nucleotide messenger RNA. RefSeq names its product probable rRNA-processing protein EBP2. The transcript has 5 exons. Gene Ontology annotation, cellular component: nucleolus; preribosome, large subunit precursor; nuclear periphery. Lineage: Eukaryota; Metazoa; Tardigrada; Eutardigrada; Parachela; Macrobiotidae. Gene Ontology annotation, biological process: ribosomal large subunit biogenesis; rRNA processing. Bases 604 to 1662 code for a protein of 352 amino acids. The record is from RefSeq and is a predicted model, not a curated record.